CCGGAUGUGAGUGGAGCGGCCAUUUCCUGUUUCUCUGCAGUUUUCCCCAGCUUUGGGUGGUGGCUGCUGCUGCGCUUCGCCUUCCCGUGCGCUGAGGGCCCGGCGGCGUGGACAGCGGUCCCGGCACUCGGCGCCCCGCCGCCCGCAGCCUCGCCCCGCGCUUCCCGAGCCCGCCGCUUCGCGCCUCAGCCACCGGCCGCCGCCGCUGCCGCCGCCGCCGCCGCGGCCCACCGAGCGGCCCAGAUGCAGGCCAUCAAGUGUGUGGUGGUGGGAGACGGAGCUGUUGGUAAAACCUGCCUGCUCAUCAGUUACACGACCAAUGCAUUUCCUGGAGAGUACAUCCCCACCGUCUUUGACAACUAUUCCGCCAAUGUUAUGGUAGAUGGGAAACCAGUGAACCUGGGCCUGUGGGACACAGCUGGACAAGAAGAUUAUGACAGACUGCGUCCCCUCUCCUACCCGCAGACAGAUGUGUUCUUAAUUUGCUUUUCGCUUGUGAGUCCUGCAUCAUUUGAAAAUGUCCGUGCAAAGUGGUAUCCUGAAGUGCGACACCACUGUCCCAAUACUCCUAUCAUCCUGGUGGGGACGAAGCUUGAUCUUAGGGAUGAUAAGGACACCAUUGAGAAGCUGAAGGAGAAGAAGCUGACUCCUAUCACCUACCCGCAGGGGUUAGCCAUGGCGAAAGAGAUCGGUGCUGUCAAAUACCUGGAGUGCUCAGCUCUCACACAGCGAGGACUCAAGACAGUGUUUGACGAAGCUAUCCGAGCGGUUCUCUGUCCCCCUCCUGUCAAGAAGAGGAAGAGAAAAUGCCUGCUGUUGUAAAUGUCGGAGCCCCUCGUUCUCAGUCCUGCCCUGGAACCUUUGUACGCUUUGCUCAAAAAUCAGCGGAGCCUUCGCAUUUGAUGCCAAGUUUUUGUUACAGAUUAAUUUUUCCAUAAAACCAUUUUGAACCAAUGAACCAGUCAAUAAUUUUAAGGUUCUGUUUUAAAUGUAAGAAUUCCAACUUACAGUCUAUUAAAAUUCAGCCCUAAAAUGACAAAGCCUUCUUAAAGCCUUAUUUUUAAAAUCCCCUAUUCUUGCUCAGAUUAAGAAUUGCCAAAAUACCUUCUGAACUAAGUUGCGUUGUGCUGAGAACACCUAAGCACUAAACUCUCUUGAGAGACUUCUGUUGCUAAGAAGACUGCAGCUUCUGGAGCCAGGGCGCAGACCCUUCCAUAGUUCCCAGACCGUGUGACACAGCACAGCCUCCUUAAUGACACGUUGCCAUGUAACUCACCUGUAACUUAUCAGCCCAUGUUCAUUACGUAACUUUGUACUGUACGUCACAGUGAUGAGUGUGACAGCUAAGCUCUUUGAUUUCAUAGUGAGUUUUCUAAAAGACCAGCCGACUAGCUUUUGCAGACUUUGAACAGAACUCUGGUUCGUGUGUUGCCUCUAAUGAAGUAUUCUGUUCCUAGUUGUGGGUGUGCUGGGUGGAGUGUGAAACACGACAUGAUCAAAGGAGACAGACAGUAUUUUGACUAAUAUGAAGUAGAGAUUACUUUACACUACAUUGUACAUGGAGUAAUUCAACUGAAUAAAAGUGUCACGGGUAAAGCUUUUUAACGGUUAAUUUCUGUCAAACAGUAGGUGACAAAUGGCCGAUCUUAUCAGUGUCUCUUGAGCAUCCCUUCGCGCCCCCCACCCUCCACUGCCGUCCCUCCCCAGAUGGGGCGUUGAGUCCAUAUUUAAACUGGCUACCCUCACAGUUCUAACUUAGCAAGUGCUUUUCUUUAGAACCCCUUCUUAACGAGCAAUAUGUCUGACCUGUACUAUAAGAUCUUUCUGAUAAUGCAUUCAGAGAUUUUUUUUUUUUUUGGUAGAUCAGUAGAAGUGCGUUCCUGUUCUCACCUUACUUUACUCAGAGCUACUUAGUGCUUCCUUAGUUUCCUAGCAACGAGGUGUGCAAAUCAUGUGUUGCAGCUUUACGGUUUUUAAACUAUUUUAGAUAUUCUUAAACUAUGAACCUUCUAAACAGAGUACCAACACUGUCAUGUGACUAAUGCUGCCUCUCUAGACCUCGCCUAUGUGGACAGACGCUUCCUGUCGUGGCUCUGCCUAGAGAUGUUCCUCGGGGUCUGUCUGUGAGGUUCUGUCAACUGCUAGUGCUAACGCUGUCCUGUACAACCUAACUCACUGGCAAGAAUGCAGUGUUGGGCCUUUCAACCACUAGAACAAACUUUUUUCAAUUGACAGUUGCAGAAUUGUGGAGUGUUUUUACAUUGAUCUUUUGCUAAUGCAGUUAGCAGUAUGUUUUGCAUGUAUGAAUUAAUAAAUCCUUGAAUCAUA
Molecule: messenger RNA, 2328 nt
Organism: Mus caroli (Ryukyu mouse)
Lineage: Eukaryota; Metazoa; Chordata; Mammalia; Rodentia; Muridae
Gene: Rac1
Product: Rac family small GTPase 1
Biological process (GO): small GTPase-mediated signal transduction
Molecular function (GO): GTP binding; GTPase activity
Source: RefSeq, a predicted model, not a curated record